This is a messenger RNA of Amoebophrya sp. A25, 5516 nucleotides long. NCBI's taxonomy places the organism in Eukaryota, Dinophyceae, Syndiniales, Amoebophryaceae. The record is from the annotation of a GenBank genome assembly.
AGGUGAUAGGCACACACGCACACCAUCACAAUCAGCACCACCACCACAACCGUCAGCUUCAUUAUCGUCGCGCCACGACCAGUCGUCGUAGCCGCGUGCAGGAAGUAGCUCUGAUUGAGCAGGAGAAGCGGACUGCAUCGGCGAUGGUGAAACCAGCACAGAGUCAGUCGAUGUGGGUAAAGCGACUCGCGCAGACAACGGGCAGUCUUGUGACCAUCGUUGCCGCGGUGAAGGAGCAGGGCAGCAUUCGUUGCUGGGACUCCUUUCAGUGCCACACGAACCGCAUCAUUGUGUCGGUCGAUUCUGCCAGCGUUUUUUACAUUAGGAAUAGGCCUUAGGUGGAGGUGUUUUUGGUGGCGUUAUUUUUGCCUCUCCUUCUGAGAGAAAACCAAAUAAAGAAAAUGCAAAUGGGAACGGCAAAAAUAACUACAGGAGAAGCUAGCACCGAACAGCAACACCUACCUCUAAUUACAUUUUCCGCUUCUUCAUCCUUCUGUCCGAGAGCAUCACCUCCGAUAUCCUUACCCGGAAGAAGCAGUUGUCGCUGCCGCCAUCGAGGCCUGGCGACCCGAAAGAUCCUUACCUCGGCGAGCCCCAAACCGAUUUGGUCAACUUGGCUGAUUCUAGCUCGAGCUUCCCGAUUCCCCUCUUCAUCACCAAGUUCUACAUGAGCAAAAUUAAGCUCUCCCUUUCCGUCCGUUUCACCAACGCAGACGAAACCAGAGGCUUUGGCGAGUCCGAACUGGUCACCGCCUACGAGGAAAUGGCGAAAACACUCAUUUUCGUCGAUAUACAGGUACUUCAAUCAUAACCGCACUCAGCACCAUGUUUUCAAAUAAGUAGAAAAAUUUUCAAGUACUUUCAGGAUAAUAACUUCAAAUUAACAGAGAUGUUUUCAAGCAUCAUGUUUUCAAGUCCUUACAGAAAGAGAACACAAGGACUCGAUGAUGUCUCGAGUGUUUUCAAAUAGAACGUAGACUUGCAGAGAGGGAACGCAUCAAAGAUUCAGUGAUGUCUGGAGUGUUUUCAAAUAGAACGUAGACUUGCAGAGAGGGAACGCAUCAAAGACUCAGUGAUGUCUGGAGCGUAGACUUGCAGAGAGGGAACACAUCAAGGACUCGAUGACGGUUUUACGCUUGUCACAAGUGUAGUUACCAAAAGAACUGCUUUUUCGCUCAUUCUUUCAUAAAAACCUCUUUGUAUUCAUAGAUACUUACUCUUUAGACGUUUUUGCACCGAGCACACAACAUCAUUUCAUAAGACAAAGAUUGCAUACAAACCUAUAAAAAUCUCAGGACACUCGCCUCGCAUUGGGAGCUCUGUCUGGUUCGGGGGUACAUUCAAUAGAACUCGAGGAUAAGUUUCUGACUAAGGGCACGCAAGAUCUGACGGCGCAGAUUAUCUCGAAAAUAUCGUUAAGGCUCCAGAAAACCCGACUUCCCCACGUGAGAGAGUCCCGUUAAAGUACUGCGCUGGUCGUAGUGCCUGAUGGAUAAUUCUUGGGCUGUUGUAUUGAGGAAAGUACUGGCGCGAGUAUUUUCGCGCGAUCUAUUCACGCAAUGGGGUAAGGGUAGAUCUAAUAACGGCGAGCUUGCUUUUUCAGUCGUUUGUCAUCCUAGGUUCGCCAUCUAUUUUUGGAAACCUCGGGCAGAUCGUUCGAGCAGUGUACUACUAACUACUUUUUUUUACUUAGGACAUUGUUGAUUUGCAGCUCUAGCAGAUUGGGUAGGCCACCAGCACCACGACGUAAAAGUAGAGUCGUGAUGUUGUCGAUAAGUAGCAGCUAGAACUUUUUCCAGAAGUUGUUCCGUGUACAGUGUAGGGACUCGAAGUAAAAGUACUAUUGGGUUUAUUUGAAUUUAUGUUUCGUGCGCGCGCCCAACAUCGAUUCCAGAAAUGAUGUGGAAAAGAAAUUCGAAUAAACCUUGUUUUACCUCAGGUCCGCGUGGCCGCAGAUUAUGUUCGUGAGCUUCACAGUAUUGUGGCGGGUGAUGUUGCACCCGCGAUUGCCCUUUCGUUCGAAGCUGACGAUUGCCAGUUACUUGCUUCUCCAGGUCGUGCGGCGUGCCCUAGCAGGCUUUCUCCUCAUUCUUCAUGCCAGUAGCAAUAGUGCGAAUGGAGUCUUCAUCACGCUGCAAAAGAUUUGCACACGCGUCUGUUUGGGUACAUUAAUCUAAUCAAAUAAGUAAAAAUAUGCUUGGUUUUCAUCUAACCGAAUCUUUUGGACAGAGACUCUGCUUCAAAACGUAUUGAUCUAUUAUCUAAUCGAAGUAAAAAUAUGAUUCUUUUUUACAGGUGUUGUUCAAUUUGCUAUGCGACGAUGUGUUCAGGUUCAUCAAUGAGAUGAAGAUUUUUAGUGUAAGAAGCUUACUAUUUCUUUAGAAGCGGAGCCAGCGUGUACAAUAAUCUUUUUGAAGCUGCUUAUUCUUUAAGCCAGGAGAAUCAACGAAGUGUUCCUAAGUAAUCCUAUGAAUGUAUUCUUCCCAUCUUCAUCCACAGGAACGCGUGUGCGACUACCUUUGCUGGUUACGCAAAGCAACCAGAGCAUCCAGAAGACUAUCCAGGCGGGCCUCCGAUACUCGGUGAUGUGGUUUCUGCUGAAGACCAUCGAUGCGUGGUGGGUGAUGAUAGAGCGCCACUGGUACACGCAGAGCAGCUACACGUUUCUUGACAUUCUCCUUUUUAUCUGGAAGCUGGUGUCUAUUAUGCAUCGCCUCUUUUUUUAUGGUCAGCUUUUAUCCAUCUUUCUCGGCAUCUCGAUACCCCUCUCCCUUGUAUUUCAUGGGAAAGGGGUCGAGAUGAGGGGACCGGGAUGAAUUGCAGCUGACUCGAAUUUUUUGCCUUCUGGGCUGGGGUGCUGCUGACCAGCACCAAGUUUUUAACGGCCUACGAGCUGCUUCUGGCGCGCCUCAUCAGCGCCAUCUCUCCACUGAUCGGGCGGCUGAUCUCCGAUCCGCCGGGGGAAGCACGCUAUCUCAACUGUUUUAAAGCAGGACAACUGCAGACGUACACUGCGACAGCGGCCAGCGCCCUUGAGGCUGUGCGCGGCUACUGUCGAGACGUCGAUCGCCGAUUCUGGUCCGUUUGUGCGCUUUCGAAUGCCACCUUCGUGAUCCUAGACAGCGGAGCGAUGUACCUUUGCCGCGGCCGAACGUCCAAAAGAAAGCGCAUCUCCGACGGCUCUCAUAACUGGCGGACGGAUACAGGAGGAGCUACAGGAGUAUUUUUCACACAAUCAAUUUAUUGUUCGCAGUUGUCUUUAUUCAAGAGCUAGUACAAAGAAAUACUAUGUGGUUUUGUUUUAGACCUAGAUGAAGCAUUUCAAUUUACAUCAGACUAUGAUUAGUCAUUCAUAGUCGGUUUGUUUUAGAAGACUUGGUUGAUGUUCCUAACAGCAUUCCUGUAUGCGCAUGAAAAAUUCUAUCUUAUGGAGGCAAAGCAAUCAUUAAUAUCACUUUGGUCUUCUUCGGUCUACCUCAUCAUUGUCUAUGUAUCAAACGUGAAAAGCAAAACAACAUGAUGCCGUCUCUCCUCAGAAUUCGCGUCUAUUGUUCGGCUCCGGCAGCGGCGAAACGACGGAUUUAGUUCAGGGUUUCGAGCUGUUACGAGAACGCCCUCGCAUGAGCCGUGCCGCAGCUCGGAAGUUGACAGGAACUCGACCACUGCUCGCAGCUGGUGAGCGCGAUGAGCACCAAGAAGUGGUGUCCGCGAGCAAGCGACGGCACUCCAUUUUUCAUCGCUGCAUAACGCUGCUCUGUGCGCGACGGAGGACCAAUAGUGUGGAGAAAGAGACCGUGGUGUGGAACCUCCCGGAAACCUUUUUCUGUCUCAAAGUCUACCUGCAGCAGGCACACCCGAAUGUGGUUGUUUUCGAAGGUGUCGUUUUGCGUGGACGCGUCAGCGGCGAAAUGCUCAUGGCUCGCGGCCUCUGCGGUUCCUCGUGCUUCGGCGGUGGCAGCAAGUCUGCUACAGGAGCAGGAGGACAGCCCUCGUCGAUGUUUGGGGAAGAUCCAUUCUCCUCGCCACGUAGGACAGCGAGCAGCGGCCGGACGUCUUCAUCCUCGAUGUGCUCCUGUCUUCGCUGGUUCGGUUGCUCGCGCCGACGGCAGACAUUUGCCGGCGCUGUCGGAAAGUUCGUAUCCACAGAAACCAGACUCAGUACGCGAGACCAAGAAUCAAGAAUCCAGCUAGAGAGGCGGAUCCGUGAGCGCGUUCGCACGUUAACAGGCGACGAAGGCUCGAAUGAAUCCAGCGGACUGGACCCAGCGCAGUUGUUUAAGGCCUCCCCGAAUCCAUCUGUAAAUAGAGAUCCCGUUCCCGCAACUACCGUAUGCAUCCCAAUACAGGGAACGAGGUAGGGAAGCAUAUACCUGCGGGAUCCCUACAGGGAUGAAUUGGGGGAAGCUCUAAGCUGUCAGGCGCCUUAUCUGGUGGCGCUCGUGGCUUCCGAAUAACUACCCACACAUUGCACUGCGACACCGCGGAGGACGCUCUAUUGGUAUUUGGCCACGUAAUGGAUCAUCUUGCGCGAAGCAAAGCAAACUAACGAACUACAACAGAUCUAAUUAGAACAACACCAAAUCAUGUACUAGUACUAAAUAGGCCCUGUCGGCUGUCAAAAAAGGGCUUCGCCUAUUCUUGAAAAAGUUGUAUGCAGCACUACAUAUGGAAUAUUAUGCUAUUGGCAAAGGACUGGUGCUUACUGCAUUAUGUUUUAUGGCCGUAAUGCUAUAGAGAGGCCUGACAUUACUUCUCAUACCUAGACCUAGUAGUUGCCGUGAUGAAAUCGGCGCACGUUUAUGCGCGUGAACUUUGUACAUUUUGAUUGGUUAGCGAAUGAAUACUUGUUAGAUACUAAUACUUCUGUAUCACAUAGGAUCGAAGUCGAAGAACGACUCCAUAGGUGAUUCUGCGCGUUUGAUCGUAAAAACCGAUGAUUUUUGCCGUUAUUUCUUCUUUAUUUUGUAAUCAUUUUUGAGGUUCUUCUCGUUGCUCUGUAUGAAAAAAUUGGGGAAAUUGAAUAUAUGUUUCUGUUUCGGGUCGUGACGAAGAAUGAGGCAGAUACGAUUAAAUAAACUGUAUGCUAUGCCAUAAGGGGUUUGUUAAUAGGAUCAGCUUGAAUCAUGCUACUUCUUCUACUUUCAUCUACUUGUCGUUUUGUUUUUGUUAUGUCAUCUAGCACAGUUUAAGUUUCUUAAACUUAUAAAGUUUUUAAUUAUUCUAAUCGUAAGAACAUGUCUUCUGGUUCUGGUCGAGUCCUCGUUGUUUUUCAAUUAUCCAACCUUUUUUAUGAAUGAAGCCGAAGAAGGUCAAGGUCGUGGGGAAUUAACUAGUUCUUGUUCUUUGAUUUUGGAUUUCGCGAGAACCUGAAAAUUUAAGUAAAGAUGAUUUCUUCGUUAGGGAACGCGAUGAAAAGGGGACCAGAAGUUACGCGUGAAAUACUUUCGGCAUCGCGUUGUACAAUGACAGGAUGCAUGUAAAGAGUUGCUGUCACGAAGAAACUGGAGGUUGGGAAU